This is a messenger RNA of Styela clava, 2678 nucleotides long. Lineage: Eukaryota; Metazoa; Chordata; Ascidiacea; Stolidobranchia; Styelidae. The record is from RefSeq and is a predicted model, not a curated record.
GAUAUUUACAGACGAUUGUUGUAAUAAUAGUUUGUUUAGAAAUUGCAAUCAGUAGGAUUUUCCAAUGAAGAUGUUCCGACGCGAGAUUUUGGUCAGCUUUCUUUUGUACUUUUGCUUGCAAACUGUACAAGCAGAUGACUGGAGCUACGCUGGAGAGCACGGACCAUCCAGCUGGUCGGAAGAAGCUCCAGCAUGUGGCGACGAUGCCCAAUCACCAGUUGAUAUUCAAACAAACGAAGUUCUCAUUGAUCCUAACUUGCGCAUGUUGAAACUUCAGGGAUACGGACAACAUUUAGACGGCGGUGAAGUUCUCAACAAUGGCCACACAGUUAAACUGAAUUUUCCUGCCAACAAAACAUUUAUAUUAUCUGGCGGUGGAAUGGGAGAAAAUAAAUAUCGCGCUUUGCAGCUGCAUAUCCAUUGGGCAACUCCAGGAUCAACUGACGGAUCUGAACAUACUGUAAAUGGGGGGCAUUAUCCAGCAGAGAUGCAUAUUGUUCACAUAAAAGAACCGUACACCAGCGUCGGGCAAGUUAAAGAUAUGUCAGACGGAUUGGCAGUUUUGGGCGUUUUUCUAAAAGUUGGCAACAGCAAAAACGUUCAUUUUGAAAAGCUCUUACAAGCAGCACAAAGGUGUAGAUAUAAAGAUUCAACAAGCACACUCGAAUCAGGACCAAGAUUGAUUUCGCUUUUACCUGAUUCUGCUUCAUAUUACCGAUAUAGCGGAUCUCUGACAACACCUCCGUGUUAUGAAACAGUAACGUGGACAGUUUUCCAAGAACCCGUUGAAAUAUCACAAUCCCAGAUGGAAAUGCUUCAAAGUCUGAAGUCCGUUUCUGCUCCUGACGCCAUCAAAGAUAGAGUUACGGCGAGCGAUGACAACCGAUUUGUCAACAAUGAUAACUUGGGAGGAAAUUAUCGACCCUGUACAAUCAUUGAAUGGGAGAAUAGUUACUUUAUAUCAAUUAAAUUUUUUUUGAAAGAAGAUGAUGAGACGCAUGGUUGGACUUAUUAUGGUUCAAAUACAGGUACUGAUGAUUGGUCACACUCAUAUCCAGUAUGUGGUCAGCAGAGUCAGUCCCCGAUAAACGUUGUCGAGUCAAAAGUGGUAAAGUUGCAGGAUGCACCCGGAUCGAAUAGCCCAGUAAAACCCAUUAUUUUUGAUGGAUACGACCAAGCAUUAAAAGGUUCAUUUGUCAACGAUGGGCAUUCAGCGAAACUUAACAUCGACAAAGAUCGAACUUACACAAUAUCAGGUGGUGGUUUGAGUGAUUCAUACACUGCAUUGCAACUUCAUUUUCACUGGGGAGAUUUAUCAUUUGAUCGUUUUCACCGGGGAGAUUUAGCAAUUUAUGGAAAAAUUCAUGGUGGAUCAGAACAUACUGUGAACGGUAGAAGAUACCCUGCAGAGAUGCAUAUCGUUCAUGGCAAAAACUCGUACUUGUCAAGUUUAGCAGAUUUUCAGAAGAAUUCAUCUGACGCUUAUGUCGUCAUUGGCGUAUUACUCGACGUUGCCCAUAGCGGCAGUAGUGAAACAAAACAAAAUAAUGACUACGGAAAAAAUUCUAACAUGCAGAAACUAUUACAAGCUUUUGAGGAAAUUAUUUACAAAGACGAUAGUGUAUCAUUUCCCUCUGGGCCAAGCUUAAUUUCACUCCUACCAAGCGAUUAUUCAUUUUAUCGUUACAAUGGAUCUCUCACUACACCACCGUGCUCUGAAACAGUUAUUUGGACAUUGCUAUCUCAUCCCAUCGAAAUUUCUGUGAACCAGUUUAUUGCUUUUGAACAACUGUUCAGUAACAGUGGCGCAGAUGUAACUUCCAGGGAGACUAUAAAACAUGAAAGCACAGCAAUGCUUAUUGUGCCAGGAGCGGGAAAGACCGAAGAAAUAUCAGAAGAUACACCAUUGGCAAAUCUAUCGAAAGGGAUACUUGAUACAAUAACUGCAACGCUAAACAAGGCCAACGUACCUUCGCAACUGUUGCCUGGUAACGAAACAAAAGAUCAUCUUCUGAGAAACAACUAUCGACCUAUUCAACCUUUGAACGGGAGAACAGUCUAUGUCUACGAAGAUGUUGACAAUCCAUCUACAGUUUCUACACCAACUGGAGAACCCGUUGGCAAUACCGGUCCACCUGUACUCGAGAUCGUUCUAUGCACACUAGCAGGAAUCAUCGUAUUUAUAGUUAUGAUUGUUUUGGUUAUGAAGUGUUGCUGCAAAAAGAAACAAAAAAAAUCUAAAUACACAGGCGCCAGACAAACUACUGGUAAUGAAGAAGGUCUCACUUUAUAAGAGAUGUUUAUCACACAAUAACCUCAGUGGUCUUGCUUUUCGUAAAAUAUUGUUUAAUACAAAUGUUUUCUUCAUGACUACGUCAAUGAAAUCGAUCUGAAUUGAAUGAAGCAAGACAGCAGGUGCCACAACAAUUAAGACUUGGAAAAAUACAAUAAAUGACAUUUAACUUGAUAUGAAAGCUAAAUACAUAUUCUUCAUUUGAAUUGUUUACUUUGCCAAUGCUUAAGCUAACAUCACUUGCUUGUUAUUAAUUAAAAAAUCAAAUUUGUUGAAGCCGCGUGUUAUAAAUAAUAGGCUUCUUUAAUUAAACCAAAUUUUAUAAUAUGAGUUCUUUAUCUUAUUGACGUUUACAAAUAGAAAAUCGAAGUUUAUUAUUACGGAA